AUCCCAUUUCGCGCAACCGCCCGUUAUAUGCUUCUCCUCCCCAACUCCCCAUCACAAGACGAACACUCGAGGGGGGAACCAAGAAAGAUAAAAGAGAGUCCUGGUUCUAGCCUUCGAAGCCCCGAGCUGAAACCCUAAAGGAGAGCGAGCUAGCCCCCUCCGAUGGCGAGAGACGUGGAGGCCGGCGAGGCCUCCCGGCGGGCGCCGGCACAGCCGCCGGACGUCCCUUCCGUCCGGAUCCGGUCGCGGCCGGACCCCUUGCUGAUCGUCUGCCGGUGCUUCAGCUUCCUCACUGCCGUCAUCGCCGUCCUCUGCGUCGUCGUCAACGUCCUCUCCGCCGUCCAGUCGUUCAAGAACGGAUCCGAUAUUUUUGGUGGGAUAUUCCGCUGCUACGCGGUCCUAAUCGCCCUCUUUGUAGCCGUUGCCGAGACCGAGUGGAGUUUUAUAAUGAAAUUCUGGCGGAUAUUUGAGUACUGGGCUGGAAGGGGUAUGCUGCAGAUCUUUGUUGCCGUGAUGACGAGAGCUUUCCCAGAUGUCAGCGGGCGGCGGAAAGAUCUGAUUUUGCUUCAGGAGAUUGCAAGUUACCUUCUUAUGGCAUGUGGUUUGACAUACGUGAUCUCGGGUGUACUAUGCAUUGGUUUCCUGAAGCGUGCACACCAGAAGAAGGAAAUAACACAAGAGCAAGCUGUUAGAGAUCUAGAGGAAUUGGAACGGCGUAGGGAAGAGCUUGAGGCAUUGUUAGUUGUGGACAGGGCCUGAGACUGCAAGUAAUUUUUGUUAGAUUUAACUUUGUGCAGAAUCUGAACAAUGAACGUGGUCCACCGAUUCCAAGUUAACAUACCUAUUGUGUUGGUUGAUUGAUGAUCAUAUUCAGGAAUUGAUAUCACUUGAACUCUGCUUCAUUGGGAUGUAGGGAAAAAUACAUUGCAAAUGGGAGAAACAGGUAACUAUGCGGAGAAGAAGUGGAAACAAAAGGAAAUUGCUGGAUCCAGUCAAAAAUUUAGCACCAGUAGUUUGCUUCUUCUGCAACAUGUUUCCCGUGUAGUUUCCUUCUUUGUCUAUUCUAGUUGGUUUCUAUUUUUAAUUGGAGCUGAAUAGAAUUGCAUCCCGCGCAUGAUAUCCUGUAAUCAAAUGGACUUUUCUAGAUGAAAGACGCAUUGAUCGUGUUUUAAAUUUUCAUACUAGUAAGAUCUCUUUGUAUGGGUUGAUGUCCUAAUUGAGUUAGGUGGUGAAGUGAUCGGUGCCUCUUAGUUUUUUCCCUUUUACUGUGAUUGGCAGAUAUAAAACUUUUGCUAUUAUCCUGAACUAGUUGGAAUCGCUUUAAGAAGGUUGUGUGAAAAGGUUACUUCUAAAAUUUCUAUUGGUCCGAUCCAGUAUGACCCAGAAAGUUCCAAAAUCAUCUGACUUUUAGAGGACUAGUAGCAUGCACCAUGUUUUUCUACUGGAAAUGGUUGUACUCUUUUAAGAUUUGUUGAUGUGCCACAUUUUUCUUGUGAAAUGAUAUUAUUACUGCUAACUUGUAACAUUAGGCUGCCCAAAGUUGCUUCAUUUCUAUUUCUUUGAUAUCAAUAAUGUUGUUAUGUUUUGGUUUGCCUCUGUGCAAGUAGUUCUUUUUCUGAUAAUAUGUGUUCACUGGUUGUUCCAUUUACAGAUAUUUUUCUGGAUCGUCAGUGAUACCAUGAUUUGAUGCUGUGCAGCUGCAGAUGUUUUUGUGUGCUAAGAGUGGUGCCAUGGAUUUUCAUGAGCUGAUCGUGUUCCAUUUAGUAGUUGUCUUUUAAUUCUUUUGUGGAGAACUCAGUUAAUUACGUCACUAAGGAGUUGUACCCUUGAAGUGGGAGCCUAUAGCUAAUGAAAUGUUGUUUCCUUCCUGACCCAUUUUAUUGUAUCUAUUGAUUCGUUCUUUGAUUUACCUGCGUUGGCUUAUGUGAUAAUUCA
Messenger RNA from Phoenix dactylifera (date palm), 1935 nucleotides. The record is from RefSeq and is a predicted model, not a curated record. Lineage: Eukaryota; Viridiplantae; Streptophyta; Magnoliopsida; Arecales; Arecaceae.